CGGAAAUGAGGUAUUCUGUACCCUUCUGUGUGGGAUUGUAUCGCUGAUGUUGGCUUACACGUAUGUGUAUGCACCGUCGAUUGGAAACCGCGCCAAGGGGAGAUGGGCAGCCAUGGUUUCCAUGUUCCAAGCAUGGAGAACUCGCCGUUCCCUCUGCCGUUUCUGCGGAACUUCUCCAUGUCAGGCCAAGCGAACAUCAUGGAAGCGCUUCAGACCCCGUAUCAAGAAUGUGACCGAUUUCGAGGAGCGAUCCAAUGCUAUGAAGUUGUUCAGCCUCGGACUGGAGCUGUCCGUCGACCUGACAAAAGAACUUCCCCGGGAUGAGCUGUACUGGGCUAGGAAAUACUGCGAUCAGUUCGAGGAGGACCAUAUGGUUCUAUUCCCGCUAUUCCUUGCAGUAUUUGACGAUGAGAAGAAUGUCGAUGUUGGAACAGAGGUGGUCGUGGUGACUUCAUCGAUUUGUGUGAUAACGCCCUAA
Pecten maximus is the source of this 478-nucleotide messenger RNA. RefSeq lists its product as uncharacterized. The transcript has 3 exons. The coding region runs from base 47 to 478 and encodes 143 amino acids. NCBI's taxonomy places the organism in Eukaryota, Metazoa, Mollusca, Bivalvia, Pectinida, Pectinidae. The record is from RefSeq and is a predicted model, not a curated record.